AUGGGCCCUUAUGGAGAGGUGAGUAAUGCCGCCACCACCACCUCGGUGGUCCAUCCCACCAUGACCAUGCCUUUGUUCGCGCGAUUCCCCUUCUCCAUCCCCCUGCAAACCCUAAACCCUACUAAACCAAAUGCUCGUCUUCGUUCCCCAUGGCCCGUCUUCCUCCUCAUCCAGAUCGGCUCCAUCUCCAGCCUCAAGGUAGCCUGGCGCAAGGACCGCCUCCUCGACUCCGCCAUCGAGCGCGACAAGCGGUGGCACCUCUGCGCCCACGUCGUCCGCGAGGUCCUCAACGAGCCCGGCCACGCCAUCCCGCUCCGCUACCUCGAGAAGCGCCGCGAACGCCUCCACCUCCCCGUCAAGGUGAAGACCUUCCUCUCCCGCUACCCCAACCUCUUCGACCUCUACCCCGACCGCAUCAAGCCCAAGACCGAGCCCGUCCCCUUCCUCCGCCCUUCCCCCCGCCUCCGCUCCUUCCUCGCCCUCGAAGCCUCCCUCCGCACCCGCCAGGAGCCCCUCGUCCUCGCCAAGCUCUGCAAGCUCCUCAUGAUGUCCAGGGACAGGGUCAUCCCCGCCGAGAAGCUCCUCAACGUCAAGCGCGACUUCGGCUUCCCCGACGACCUCCUCACCUCCCUCGUCCCCAAAUACCCCCACCUCCUCCGCCUCAUCCUCAGUUAA
This is a messenger RNA of Phoenix dactylifera (date palm), 675 nucleotides long. The record is from RefSeq and is a predicted model, not a curated record. Lineage: Eukaryota; Viridiplantae; Streptophyta; Magnoliopsida; Arecales; Arecaceae.